AUGCUGCCUUGCGCGUGCCGCGUGCGUGCCGCCCUGCCCUGCUGCCCGCGCUACAGGCUGCCCUGCACACUGCGCUGCGCACGCCACUCUGCUCUGCCGCGCGUGCUGCAGCAUGCCCUGCACACUACAUUACACCCGCUGCCCUGCCCUGCCGCCCGCACUGCACCUUGCCCUGCAGGCUGCGCUACGCGCGCCGCUCUGCCCUGCCACCAGUGCUGUAGCCUGCCCUGCACACUGCGCUACGCGCGCCCCCCUGCCCUGCCGCCCGCGCUGCAGCCUGCUUUGCACGCUGCAUUGUGCGCGCCGCCCUGCCUUGCCGCCCGCGCUGCACUUUGCCCUGCACGCUGCGUUGCGCGCGCUGCCCUGCCCUACCGCCCGCGCUGCAGCUUGCCCUGCACACUGCGCUGCGGGCGCCGCCGUGCCUUGCCGCCCGCACAGCAGCUUGCCUUGGACGCUGCCCUACGCGCGCCACUGUGGCUUGCCCUGUUGAGUUGCGGCCUGCUGCUGCCCUGCUGCCGCCCGCUCAUUGCCCUACUCAGCGCUGCCCGUCUCCUGCUACCGCUGUACCUCUUUCCUGAGCUGUCACACUUCGCCAUUGUCACUGACCUCAUGACUCACUUGUGCACCAGCGACCUUCGCUACCGUGCUGCUCUCAAGCCAGAGUUUCUGGCUACGAACCCUCCCUCGAUGUACAUCAAUCUCUACUUCCUAGUGUGUCCUCCUUCUCUCCUUACGCAUUUUGUUGCCUCUGCUACUACUGUUGACUUCCUCAGUGCUGAAGUAGCUGGUGCGGCGUCCGCUGCUAGCGAGAGACCCAACAAGGGUGGGCGUCAGAAGGGCAAGGGUGGUGGGGGUGGCGGCGGGGGUGGUGGUGGUGGAGGUAGUGGGGGCGGUGGAGGUGGUGGUGGCGGGGGUGGUGGGAGUGGCGGGGGUGGUGGGAGUGGCGGGGGUGGUGGGAGUGGCGGGGGUGGUGGCGGCACUGUGGGUGGCGGAGGCGGCUCGGGUGGUGGUCGUGGUGGAGGUAGCGGGGUUGGAGGCCAGGGAGCUACGUCAGGGCGCACAACUGGUGGAGGCGGAGGUUCUGGAGUUCUGGCGUAG
Molecule: messenger RNA, 1098 nt
Organism: Closterium sp. NIES-65
Lineage: Eukaryota; Viridiplantae; Streptophyta; Zygnematophyceae; Desmidiales; Closteriaceae
Source: the annotation of a GenBank genome assembly